AUGGCAAUUAUUGCCACUAUUAAAGCUAUAGACGGUGAUAAUGAUUGGAGUUGUACUGUCCGAGACUCUUGUCGUCCGUGUCCUGAAGACAAUAUAAACGAUCCAGUUUGUCAACCAUUUGGUAAUAGACAGCUUCUACUUUGCUAUGACACUAGGACGUCGUCCAAGAUAGACAGUAUUCCUGCAUGGCACUCCUGCGGUAGAUUACCAACUCAGGAAAGAAAUACAUUCCUGAAAUUCGUCUCACUAAACUUCGCAUUAACCGUUACAGCCACAAUGAUUGUUCUCAUACGCAACAGACAAAUCGCAAAUGCGCAAUACGACAAGCUAGCGAAAACAAUAGGUCUGCCUGACGCAAAGAGUCCCGAUGGACCAUUAGCAGCAGCAGGGAGACUGUUGAAAUUCCUUAGAACUUAA
Molecule: messenger RNA, 417 nt
Organism: Wallemia mellicola CBS 633.66
Lineage: Eukaryota; Fungi; Basidiomycota; Wallemiomycetes; Wallemiales; Wallemiaceae
Exons: 4
Coding region: 1-417 (138 amino acids)
Cellular component (GO): membrane
Source: RefSeq, a predicted model, not a curated record